Messenger RNA from Cannabis sativa, 1701 nucleotides. RefSeq lists its product as uncharacterized. Lineage: Eukaryota; Viridiplantae; Streptophyta; Magnoliopsida; Rosales; Cannabaceae. The record is from RefSeq and is a predicted model, not a curated record. The transcript has 2 exons. The coding region runs from base 363 to 920 and encodes 185 amino acids.
GUAGUCAGGUACCAGAGACUCAGGUCCCAGACACUCAGGAAACAGACACUCAGGUACCAAUUUUUGGAACUUUUUUUUUAUGUCUUUAUUUUUUAUUGUUUUUGUUUUGUGAUAUUUGUUACAUUGUGGAAUUAUCGCAUGCUUACCGUAUUUUUUUGAUAUAUAUUUUUUCAGGCCACUGGUUCAGAACCUCAGCCAGUGCACCAUCUUCAUCAGGCGUUCGGGGUGCCGAGUACACUGAUUUAGUGGCUCGGUUGGAUAGGAUCGAGGCUGACACUCAGGGUCUGUAUGCUACUCAUGUCGAGCUGAAGAAGGCAUACGAGACCAGCCAUGUAGAGCUGAAGGGUGGUCAGAACGUAAUUAUGAAGCAGCUCAGAGACAUAUUGGCCACGUUGAAUCGUCCGCCAACGACAGCUUCAGCACCGGAGGCCCCAGCAGAUCCAUCUACCCCACCACCAGCUGCUUCACCCCCAGUAGAAGAGGAUGAGGUCUUCCCCGACGAUUACGAUCCUUAUGAGGGAGCUCCAGCGACUCCGAUCGAGGCACAACCUCUUAUCCAUGUACAUGACACCGAGUCGCAGGGUGAGAUUCUGUCGAUAGAGGCACAACCUGCAGUGGUUAAGAGUCAGAAGAGGAAGAGAAAGCCUCCUGUAUGGUUCGGUGACUAUACGGAGAUGAAGAGGAGACAUAGGCCAUCUUCGACUUUUGAUCCCCUGGAGCCACCGGAUGAGAAAUUAUUAACCACUUUCCGAAAGUGGUGUGUUGGACUCAUUCCAAACCACCGACUUCGGGAUUUGAGAAGUGGUGAUUACGGUCCAGGAUUCUUUUGGAUAAUGCUCACACCAAAGGAAUGGCUUACAGAUGACGUAAGUAAAGUAUUUUAUAAUAUUACUUCACUUUACAACUUUAUGUGCAAUUAAUAUAUUUUUUUGUCUAACUGACAUUUCCCUUCAUAUGCAGCAUAUAAAUGCAGCAAUGCAUAUGCUGAGGAGGCGACGCACCGACUAUCCACUGACAUUUCCUCAGAAGGGUAUCAUUCUCUCCACAUUCGUGACCGCCAUGAUCAGCAGUGCAUGGACGAGCCACAAGGGUCCGAGGAAAAACUUUGUGUGGGAGGAUUAUAUCCUGGACUACUGCACCGGGGCUCAUAAGGUAUUGUUUUAGUAAGAUUUUAAAUGUUAAUUGUUUGGGAAGAUUAUUAUGGUUUGUUAAUUGUUUCGUUGUUCUCUGUAAUUACAGUCCCAAGUCUUUGAGAGAUGGAGGGGUAACGAGUUUAUUUACUUCGUUCUGAACCUUCCCGAGGCAAGGCACUGGGUCACAGUUGAAGUCGACAUAGAGCUGUGGAAAAUUAAUGUCUACGACUGUGAUUCCAGCGUCUGUCAUUGGACCGCCUUGGAACCCAUCCUGAAGGUUUGGGCAGAACUGCUGCCCUCGCUAAUCCUUGCAACCGGGGAAUUUCCACAUAACAACCAGAUCAUGGCGUUAGCUAACUGUGACAUCACGGUGCUUCCAAAAAUGCACUCGACUCGAGCCACUCACGACUUAGUUCCGAAGUCAGCAACCAGUGGUGAUUGUGGCGUCUAUUGCAUUGAGUAUGUGGAGCAUCUCAUGAUGCAGCGUGGAUUGACCGAUGUGACGCCAGACCGGAUAGCUAUGUUUCGUCAACGGUGGUGUGUUGAUUUAUUUUACCAAAAUGUCGGC